GUGGUGUGUGUGAUAAAAAAAGAGAAAUAAAAAAAAUAGAAAAAUACCUAUAAUAAUUUAUAGAUAUAUAUUCUUAAGUGAAAAAAUGUGUUUAUAAUUGUUUACCUAAGGUUUAUUGCAUACUUAAAACAUAACAGUGUCAUAGAGAAAACCAUAAUUUUUAAUUCUCAUUUGCGUUUGUGGAAGAAGUCAACGAAAAUUUUAAUACACAAUACACAUAAAAGUUCAACACAAAAAAAGUAAGGUGACAAGUGCAACUGAACAAACAGCAGCAGCAUAAGCAGAGAAGCAGCAAGGAGCCACAGAUGGAAAAUGUCAUAAAACCAUAGAUAUCUUAAACACAUUGGGGAUUUAAUUGUACACAAAAGGAAUUGUCCUUUGAAACACACACACACAGGCACACAUCAUGCUAUCAUAAAAUAUUGUGAAAAAUUAUAAAUCACUCUUGAUGCUGGGCUAAUGAAAAAACCACCCACUCAAUAUGAUUGUCUUAAAUAGAACUAAACUUUGAAGGCGAAUGCAAAUCAGCUACUAACUCCCAUGCCUGGAGAUUGGAAAGCUACGUGGAGAGUUUGUGAAAGAACACCAACUAUAGAGGUUUCUAUACCCCUUUUGAAAUAGUCACCCCCCAGAAAAAUACAUCUCUGGACCAUAUCACUUUAGAUAGCCAAGAUAAACAAAGUGAAAGUCCAACAAAAUGGGUGCAAGUGCAUCAUCCGGCAGUAGUUACCCCUCAGUGAUGACCACUUCACAACAGAGUGGCCAUUCAUCGGGUAUUGGUGGUCUGCCUCCGGGUCAAAGUACCAGUUCCAGUUUAUUACUGCCAACAACGGGGGCCAAUUCACUUUUGUCCACCUCCAUGGGUGGAUUGGGCAGCGUCGGCAGUAGCAGUGGUGGUGGUGGUCCACACUUCCGCGAACAUCGACGAAAACGUGUGACGGGGUUUGCCACAUUAAAGCGUAAAUUUAUAAGACGGCGACGUUCUUCGAAGGCCUGUGAUCAUGCCCGAGUUUUGAGAGAUUUUGUAUCAGACUGGACGCCGUUGGAGUUAGCUGCGCUGUGUGAAGAAUAUGAAGCCUUAUCGGCACUGCGGGAUUUAUCGAUGCAAGCUGAACUGGCCCGUCCACCUGCUACCACAUACAAACAAGAUCUUGCAGCUCUUUUUGAAACGAAGACUUGUACAGACUGUGAUCUCGUCUUCCGUGGCGCCAUAUUUCCAGUGCACCGUUGCAUACUUUCAUCGCGUUGCACAUAUUUUCGAGAUCUUUUGGCCGGUUGCCCCGGCUUUGGAGCUCGUAUAUGUCUCGAGUUACCCGCCUCGCCCAUAGAUGUUCAAAUGUUUGCCUCAUUGCUGCGAUAUCUCUAUACAGGAGAUCUGUGUCCACAUGAUUCUAGUAUCGACAUUGGUCUACUGCGACAGUUGGGCGAUGAUUUCGGUACGCCAAAUCCAUUGGAACAUGAUUUGCGAUACUUGCUGGAGACUGGCGAUUAUGCCGAUGCCGCCUUAGUGUUCACCUCGGAGAAUUGUGGUGCAGGUAGUGGUGUUGGUGGUGGUGGUGGAGGAGGCCUGUUGUCCAGUGGCAGCGGUAUUGGUGGUCUUGGUACAUCACUUGGUGCUUCCGGUGUCUUGGGUGGCAGCGACAUCUUCAAUCGUCCCGAUUCGGGCAAUUCGGAGUAUGGGUUCCGCCCUAAACUCGAAUUACCCUGCCACAAAGCGAUACUCAGUGCCAGAUCGCCGUUCUUUCGUAAUCUCAUUGCUAGGCGAACACGCAACAUGGACGCCGAAUAUGCCGAACGGGCAUUGCAUGUGCCCACGCGUAUAGUGCUGGAUGAAACCGUGAUACCAAAACGUUAUGCUCGUGUUCUUUUACAUGCCAUUUAUUUGGAUACCGUAGACUUAACAUUAAUUUUAAGGGGUGCCAACUCUGGUACUACAGCGGCUGGUUCGCUGGGCGAAGUACAUGCACUGACGGCGGGCCGUACUAGGCCAACACCUUUGGAGGAGGCCAUGGAGUUGUAUCAAAUUGGUCGAUUCCUAGAACUGGAUAUUUUAGCUCAAGGCUGCGAGGAUCUCAUAUUGGAAUGGUUAACAUUGGACACAUUGCCAACGGUGCUCAAAUGGGGUAGCCAGCCUCAUGGUUCAGCGUGGGUCUUUCGUCAAGCUUGCCAAUAUUUACGCGAAGAAUUCUCAGCGGUCAUCUCAUCACCCGUACUCCAUCAACUCGACAAAUCACAACUCAUACAUGUUCUACAAUCGAAUUUCUUGCAGGCUUCCGAAUUGGAAGUGCUCCAGGCUGUUCUCAAAUGGGGUGAACAAGAGCUUAUACGACGCAUGGAGGAUCGCGAACCCAACUUACUUUCACACACUGCCCAUUCGGUAACACGCAAAGGUGUUAAGAAACGUGACUUAAGUGAUGUCGAACUAAGAGAGAUACUGUCUGAUCUCCUGCCGUUGGUGCGGAUGGAUCAUGUUCUGCCGCCUAACAGUGAGGUCUUGGCACAAGCCAUACGACGUGGUUUGGUCAGCACUCCUCCCUCGCACAUGAUUGGCGAUGAGAGGGAGAAUCUGCGUGUGAAUGCCUGGAUCAGAGGUGGCAAGAAUCAAGGCCUCUUUGUUAGGCCUCGUUUAUUUAUGCCCUAUUUUGAGGAAAUCAAAGCUUUGCUGGAGGACCGCAUGACCUCGUCGCACCAUCAAGCAGAGCUAAUGAGAAUGCGCCGCUCUCGCCAAAUGCCUGAUAUACCCGAUACAUUGUACAUGGUUUCUCGUAUGAAUGCUGCUUCCAACAGUGGUGUAGGCAAUUCCGGUGUGGGGACGGGAACUGAUACUGUAGAUAUUUUGGCUGCUGCGGCAGCCAUACCACCACCAGAUACUCAAACCUUAGCUGCCAUGUUGAAGAGAGAACACAAACUAAGGCAAUCACAGCUGUGCCAACGGGCCUUUCAUUUGCCUCUGUCGUCCAAACAUGAAAUCGAUCGACAAAUACGCCUUCGUGUGGUGAGGGAAUUCAAUUUGCCAGAUGCUGUGUCCGAUCUGCUGGAGACCUCAUUGCUUGGCAAUCCACGCGGUGCAAUGCAAGAAGAAGUACAAAACAUGGCUGAUUCCACAACGACGGUGCAAUCGGUGGAUGAUUGUUGUCUGCUGGAAGACGAUGAUCAAAGUCCUCCGCCUUCGCCGGCGGCGGCCUCUGCAGGUUCAGUGCCUAGGCAUGCCUCAGCGAUGGGAGCUAGUUAUCUCUCCACCUCAUCGACGGCGACGUCAUGCAGUGGUGCUGCUGGUGCCAGUGGUGGCGGCGGUGGAGAUGCUUUACCCUCUUGUUAUACAAGAAAUUUAACAUUCCCCCGACAGCAUGCGGCCGGUUUAUUAGGUUUGGGCAUGGGAUCUGGCCUACCGCCAAACUUUGCACGACUUUCAGCAUCAGCACAUCAUCGUAACGAUCUGCCUGCCCUUAUCACCGAAGGUGAUUUUCGUGGCUUUGCUCAUGGCAGCGCCAUAGGUCUAGAUAUGGGUGGUGCCGAAGGUGGAGCCAUGGGCUGUUCAGAUGGGGCUAAUGCGGGACAUCUUUCGGAUAUGAUGCCUGAUGUGGCCAUGGCAACUGCAUCAUUGGGCCAACUACAUUUGGCUAAUGCCAGCAGUUCGGCGAGCAGCACAAAUGAUAUGCCCGAAUCGUUGCAAUUAGAUUUGGGAGAUGGCUCAAGUCAUAUGAUGGGAGCAGCACCGGGAGCUGCGGCGGGACCAAUGGGAGGAUUGCGAGGACUGCAGCAUCAAUUACCUCCUAGUAACUAUCAUCAUUUUAUGCAACGUUCAAAUUCACCAUUUGAUGUGUUACGCCAAGGACAACAUUCACCAGCACCUGCGCCACAACAGCAUCCCCCACCUGGGACGUACAAUACUGGACCACCACGUUUCUUAUAGAGUUUGCGUGUGGCCCCCGAUGAGGGCCUUUAUUUUAGCAUGCCUUUUUGACAACAACAAAAAACCAGAAAAAAACAAAACAAGCACAAACCCAACCGCAACCACAAACUACCAGGAAACCCCACAAAAACCUAAGCAACAACAUUACUAAAAAAAUAUAAACAAACAAAAAAAUUUCUUCAUGUAAAAACCAACUCCCCACCCCCUCCCACAAAAAAGUCAACAAAUUUAAACCAUCUCAAAUAAAAAAAAAACAAACACCAUACAAAUGCCUGCCCUUUAUCUAUACUAGUCUAUCAUCCUCUACGUAAUUCAAACAAAACAAAAAAACCAAACCUAAAAAUAUUCUCAGCUAAAAUAAAGUACACGCGCUCAAAACAACAACAAUUAACAAAAUAUAAAAAAAACCAACAACAAUAACAAACAAAAAAUAUCAUCUCUAAGAUGAGAGAGAAGAGAAAAAAAGACGAUUUAGUUCUCUUGAUUUGUAAACUGAAGUUAUCUGUAAAAAGAAAAAAAAAGAAACAAUACAACAUAAAUGCCCAUGCCCAUGUUCAUGCCCACAUAACUACCCACAUCAUGCAUUACAUAAAAACAAACUGAAAUAAACUUCUGGUCCCAGCCCUCAAAAUUCCCCAUUUCACUUAACUUCAUAACCUUUCCCUUUACUCACUACUUCCCUUCUCCAUCCAUGCCCCCUCCCCGCCUCUUCUCAAUCUAUAUAAUAUAUAAAUAUAUACAUAUAAAACUAGUUUAUAAUGUUGUUUAAUACAUACAUAUAUAUACAUAUAUUUUAAUUUUCAUUCGAUUUAAUAGAUUUUAGUAAUUUAUAUAUUGAUUGAUUGAUAAAACAAAACAAACAAAGGAUAACGAAAAACGUUGUUAGCAAAUAUUUUUAUUGUAUUUAAAUUAAAAAAAUCAGAAACAGAAAACAAAAACCUAAUCUGGAGUAAGAAAACAAACAAACAAGAAUUAAAAAUAAAAUUUUAGUUGUAAAAACACACACACAAAAUAAACAAAAAAAAAAAAAUACCCAAAAUAUGAAAUGAACAAAAUUUGCCCACUCCUUUGAAAAUUGCGUUUGAAUUACACUCUCUUAUAAAAUAAAACAAAUAAACAAAAACAAAAAAAUAUAGAAAAACAAAAAAAGUUAAA
Stomoxys calcitrans (stable fly) is the source of this 5068-nucleotide messenger RNA. RefSeq names its product BTB/POZ domain-containing protein 7. NCBI's taxonomy places the organism in Eukaryota, Metazoa, Arthropoda, Insecta, Diptera, Muscidae. Gene Ontology annotation, biological process: morphogenesis of a branching epithelium. The transcript has 5 exons. Gene Ontology annotation, molecular function: protein binding. Bases 698 to 3913 code for a protein of 1071 amino acids. The record is from RefSeq and is a predicted model, not a curated record.